Xylaria bambusicola is the source of this 2613-nucleotide messenger RNA. Its product is annotated as glycoside hydrolase family 89 protein. Bases 201 to 2504 code for a protein of 767 amino acids. NCBI's taxonomy places the organism in Eukaryota, Fungi, Ascomycota, Sordariomycetes, Xylariales, Xylariaceae. The record is from RefSeq and is a predicted model, not a curated record. The transcript is spliced from 4 exons.
UAUGCAACACAGUGUAAGACUGUUCACGGAAGCUAGUCUACCCCUGUCGAUCAAAGGAUCAAAAAGAUUGCGAAGAGUUAGGUGUAAUGAGUAAUUAAUAACAGUAGUAAAGCCCACAUCUGUGUAGCACUCUGUUGUCUGUCUGGUUGCGGCAUGGUUACCAGUCUUGCCAGAACAGCGAGAGCGUGGUAUUUGACCUCAUGCGCGUUACGCAUCUCUUCGCUGCCUGUGCCUUUACGGCUGGCAUCGCUGGGCUCAGGACCACUGCAUCAACCGCUGGUGUUGAAUCCUUGGUUCGGCGGCGUCUGCCCCAACAUGCCGAGUCCUUCCAGUUCGAACUCGUAGAAGACUUGGACCCCGAUAAUGAGGUCAGCGAUGAACGCGUCAAUGAUAGCUAUGUCGUUUCUAGUACGAGUGAUGGCAAGGUCAUUGUGCAGGGAAACACAGCCGGCGCGCUGUUGGCUGGUCUGCACACCUAUCUUUCCAGUGAAGCUCAUGUCGAUAUAUGGUGGUUUAUCGGCAGCCAACUAGACAAAGCGCCCAGGGAACUCCCCGUUCUAUCUAGCCCAUUGACUGGCUCUAGCGUGGUCCCCUACCGGUACUACUUGAAUACUGUGACCACCUCUUACACAUCCGCCUUUUGGGGAUGGAAUGAGUGGGAGGAGCAUCUCGACUGGAUGGCCCUCCGCGGCAUCAACAUUGCGCUUGCAUGGAUAGGGUUCGAAAAGAUCAAUAUAGAGGUAUUCCGAGAGAUGGGCUUCUCCGAUGCCGACCUUGAGGAUUUCAUAAGUGGUCCUGCCUUCGUAGCCUGGAACCACUUCGGGAAUAUUCAAGGGUCUUGGGGUGGCUCGAUGCCUGAAUCUUGGGUCGAGGAUCAAUUCGCUCUUCAGUUGAAGAUCGUAGAGCGCAUGGUGGAGCUGGGGAUCAAACCUAUCCUCCCUGCAUUCCCUGGGUACACCCCCAGAUCGAUUACCCAUGUCUUCCCUUCGGCGAACGUAUCGAAUGGUUCGAACUGGGAGGGCUUUCCGACGAGGUACACCAACGAUACGUUCCUUGACCCCUUUGACCCGCUCUUCGAAGAGCUUCAAGUCCGUUUUGUGUCUAAACAGCAAUCGUACUACGGCAAUGUCACGGACCUUUGGACCCUGGACCAAUUCAACGAGAAUAACCCUGCUUCAGGUGAUUUAGGCUAUCUUGAGAGCGUGAGCGCUAACACUUGGAGCUCCCUUAAAGCGGCAGACCCAAGCGCAAUUUGGGUCAUGCAGGGCUGGCUUUUUUCGUCCAAUUCAGAGUUCUGGACUAAUGAACGCAUUCAAGCGUUCCUGGGGGGCGUGACAGUCGACUCUGAUAUGCUCAUUCUAGAUCUGUUCUCUGAAUCCCAGCCUCAGUGGCAGCGGACCGACUCGUUCUUUGGAAAGCCUUGGAUAUGGUGCCAGCUACAUGGCUACGGUGGUAACUACGGAUUGUACGGACAAAUUUCGAACGUGACAGUGAAUCCGAUUGAGGCGCUCGGCUCUAGUGACACGUUGGUCGGCUUCGGGCUUACGCCAGAAGGCCUAGAAGGCAAUGAAAUUAUGUAUAAUCUUCUCCUUGAUCAAGCUUGGAGCAAGAGCCCACUUGACACCGAGCAAUACUUCCAUGAUUGGGUAAGAACCCGAUACGGGGCGAGUGGUGUUGAUCUUCCGAAAGGCAUAUACGAGGCCUGGGAAACAUUGCGGCCGACAGUCUUCAACAAUACUAACCUCACUGCAAAUGCUGUUCCGAAGUCCAUUUUCGAGCUUGUGCCAAGCACAUCGGGUCUGGUAAACCGGACAGGACAUCAUCCGACAAUUCUUAAUUACGAUCGUGAGGUCGUUGUGACAGCCUGGAAGCUUCUGUACCAAGCAGGAGUACACGAGCCUAUAUUGUUCUCGAACCCAGCCUACCAAUACGAUCUCGUCGACUGGACACGCCAGGUUUUAGGCAACGCAUUCAUUCCACUAUACGAGCAGCUAAUCGCCACUUACAAGGCGCCACACAAACAGUCGCGCAAGUGUGAAUUGAAGCAUCAAGGCCAAAAGCUCACGCAGCUUCUCUUCACUCUCGACAGGGUGCUAGCGACGAACGAGAACUUUCGACUUUCUAAAUGGAUUCAAGAUGCUCGCGCAAGCGUGAACGCAUCUGAUUCGAAUCACGCCGCUAUCGCGGACUUUCUCGAGUACCAAGCUCGUAACCAGGUGACACUAUGGGGACCGACGGGCCAGAUCUCGGAUUACGCUUCCCGGUCUUGGAGCGGCUUGGUUGCGACGUACUAUCUACCUAGGUGGCAGAAGUUCGUGGACUAUUUAAUCGCGACGCCGCCGAGUGAAUAUGACCAGAAGACAUUUACUGCCGAGCUACUUGAAUGGGAAUUAUCUUGGGUUGAGCAGACAACUGGCGGCAUUGAAUUGUUGGACCAAGAGGGCGAUUUACAGACCGUGUUAGUCGCGGUUAUCAACACCUGGGGCUCGGUCUUCAUGUUAUAGACAUAUAAAUUCGCAUUGCCAGCCUUUAGCAUUAGUAUUUUCCUUCGCUUUCGUGAUUAGAAUAAUUAAUAAUGAUAGGAUGGAGGAGACAUCUAGAUGCUUUUAAAUG